AUGGGCUUGACUAUCUCCGGACUGUUCAACCGCCUUUUCGGCAAGAAACAGGUUCGUAUCCUGAUGGUCGGACUCGACGCCGCCGGAAAGACGACGAUCCUGUACAAGCUGAAGCUCGGCGAAAUUGUCACUACUAUUCCCACGAUUGGAUUCAACGUCGAGACCGUUGAGUACAAGAACAUUUCAUUCACCGUCUGGGACGUCGGCGGUCAGGACAAGAUUAGGCCUCUCUGGCGACACUAUUUCCAGAACACACAAGGGUUGAUCUUUGUGGUGGAUUCCAACGAUCGCGAGCGUAUCGAGGAGUCGCGGGAAGAGUUGCACAAGAUGCUCAACGAGGACGAGCUUCGUGAUGCCACGUUGCUUGUGUUCGCCAACAAGCAGGAUUUGCCGAAUGCCAUGUCGGCUGCUGAACUCACUGACAAGCUGGGGCUCCAUAAUUUGCGUUCGCGACAGUGGUAUAUCCAAGCCACGUGUGCCACGCAAGGACAUGGUCUCUACGAAGGUCUCGACUGGCUCUCCAACCAGCUGUCCAAGGUC
Molecule: messenger RNA, 540 nt
Organism: Mesorhabditis spiculigera
Lineage: Eukaryota; Metazoa; Nematoda; Chromadorea; Rhabditida; Rhabditidae
Source: the annotation of a GenBank genome assembly